AACCCUCAUCGAAGUGUCUCCGCCACUCUGAGCGCGAAGCUUUUCACUCUCUCGAGCUUCUUCUACUUCUAGGGCAUUUCAAUUUUCCAUUUUCAUUCUGUAAAGCUAUUUCUUCGUGCUUCAAUGGCUUCCGUCGCUCUCAGAAACCCUAACUCCAAGCGCGUUCUUCCAUUUUCGUCCCAAAUUUACUCCUGCUGCCGAGGAUCGGCGGGCGCCCGGCUCUCCCUUUUCCCGUCGGUGCCCGCCGGUCUCUCCAUUUCCGAGUCGAUCUCUGGAAAUGAAAGAUCUUACUCUCCGAUUCCAUGGUGGCGAUCCAUGGCCACCUUCACCAGAACAAAACCUCACGUGAAUAUUGGAACAAUCGGACACGUUGAUCAUGGAAAGACUACGUUAACUGCCGCGAUUACAAAGGUACUAGCGGAAGAAGGUAAAGCUAAGGCCGUUGCCUUUGAUGAGAUUGACAAGGCUCCUGAGGAGAAAAAGAGAGGAAUUACGAUCUCAACGGCCCAUGUGGAGUAUGAGACUUCUAAGCGACACUAUGCACAUGUUGAUUGCCCUGGACACGCAGAUUAUGUCAAAAACAUGAUUACUGGGGCUGCCCAAAUGGAUGGGGGUAUCCUGGUUGUAUCUGGUCCUGAUGGGCCCAUGCCCCAGACUAAGGAACACAUUUUGCUGGCACGACAGGUUGGUGUGCCAUCACUUGUGUGCUUCUUGAAUAAAGUUGAUGCUGUUGAUGAUGAAGAAUUGUUGGAUCUUGUUGAAAUGGAAGUUCGUGAUCUUCUGAACUUCUACAAGUUCCCUGGGGAUGAGAUUCCUAUCAUCCGUGGUUCGGCAUUGGCAGCUUUACAGGGCACUAAUGAAGAGAUCGGCAAAAAAGCUAUUUUAAAAUUGAUGGACGCUGUUGAUAAAUACAUUCCUGACCCUGUACGCCAGCUUGACAAGCCUUUUCUAAUGCCAAUUGAAGAUGUUUUUUCAAUUCAGGGUCGUGGUACUGUAGCAACUGGUCGUGUUGAACAAGGGGUUGUUAAAGUUGGUGAGGAAGUUGAGAUUCUGGGGUUGAGGCAGGCUCCUCUCAAAACUACGGUCACCGGUGUUGAGAUGUUUAAGAAAAUCUUGGACCAAGGACAAGCCGGUGACAAUGUGGGUCUUCUUCUUCGAGGCUUAAAACGUGAAGAUGUGUUCCGAGGACAAGUAAUUGCCAAGCCAGCAACUUUGAAAGCAUCCAAGAAGUUUGAGGCGGAGAUAUAUGUGCUUACAAAGGAAGAAGGUGGUCGUCACACUGCAUUUUUCUCAAACUAUAUGCCUCAGUUUUAUAUGAGGACGGCAGAUAUCACUGGAAAAGUGGAAUUGCCUGAAAACGUUAAAAUGGUUAUGCCUGGGGACAAUGUGACUGCUAUUAUUGAGUUGAUUCAAUCUGUUCCUCUUGAAGCAGGACAAAGAUUUGCUUUGCGAGAGGGAGGUAGAACAGUUGGUGCGGGAGUAGUAUCAAAAGUACUGGGUUGAGCCAGCUCAUUAGCAAAAAGAAUUGGUGAAUUUUUUUUUUUUUUUUUUUUUUUUUUGGCUUAGAUUCAAUGCGGGUUGUUAGUUCUAGGUAUUAUCAAAAAACACAUUUAAGGAGGAAUGGUUGGGCGUGAUUAUUUCACAUGGUCUUGACUAGUUUUCAUUUAUUUUCUUUUCGGUUCUUUUGCUCUUAAAUAAUGUUGUUGUUAACCAGUAUCUGCAUUAUACAUUCAAA
This is a messenger RNA of Morus notabilis, 1735 nucleotides long. RefSeq names its product elongation factor Tu, mitochondrial. The record is from RefSeq and is a predicted model, not a curated record. Lineage: Eukaryota; Viridiplantae; Streptophyta; Magnoliopsida; Rosales; Moraceae. Gene Ontology annotation, biological process: mitochondrial translational elongation. Bases 124 to 1503 code for a protein of 459 amino acids. Gene Ontology annotation, molecular function: GTP binding; translation elongation factor activity; GTPase activity. Gene Ontology annotation, cellular component: mitochondrion. The transcript is spliced from 12 exons.